AUCAGUAAGUUAUGAUAGCCCCAAUAAUAAAUGUCAACAUAACUGGAAGUGAAAUCCUCUGACACUUCACUACGACUUCGCAUCCUUAACGCCAACGCUUCUGUCUCCAUCACUCACUCACUCUCAAAUCCCCAUCAUUUCAUUUUACUCAAAAUCUCAUCACAUGGGUCGUCAAGAAACACUAAAUCCUGAUCGAAACUCGUCCUAUUUUCGAUACAAUUCCCCGUUCGUUCAGGUGAUCCUGAUUGGCCUGGUCUGUUUCUGUUGUCCCGGAAUGUUCAAUGCCUUAUCCGGCAUGGGCGGCGGCGGCCAGGUGGACCCCACCGCCGCCAACAAUGCCAACACUGCACUCUACACAGCCUUCGCAAUUUUCGGGAUCUUGGGUGGUGGAAUUUACAAUAUAUUAGGCCCUCGGCUCACACUCUUUGCAGGUUGCUCUACUUACAUUCUCUACGCAGGCUCUUUUUUGUACUACAAUCAUUUCAGGCACCAGGUGUUUGCUGUUGUGGCUGGAGGCUUUCUCGGUGUCGGCGCGGGCUUGCUGUGGGCUGGACAGGGCGCAAUCAUGACAUCCUAUCCCCCAGCUGGUAGGAAAGGGACUUACAUUUCUAUGUUUUGGAGUAUUUUUAAUAUGGGAGGUGUUAUUGGUGGUUUGAUUCCGUUUAUCUUGAAUUAUAAUAGAAGUGAAGCUAGUUCGGUUAAUGAUGGGACUUAUAUAGGGUUUAUGGUCUUUAUGGCUAUUGGUACUCUUCUUGCUCUGGCAAUUUUACAUCCUAGUCAGGUUAUUCGAGAGGAUGGUUCUGUGUGUACAAAUAUUAGGUACUCUGAUGUGAGGACGGAGUCGUGGGCGAUUGUGAAGCUGUUCUUGGAUUGGAAAAUGUUGUUGAUGUUUCCGGCCUUUUGGGCUAGUAAUUUCUUUUAUAGUUAUCAGUUUAAUAAUGUGAAUGGGAUUUUGUUUAAUUUGAGGACUAGAGGUCUGAAUAAUGUGUUCUAUUGGGGAGCACAGAUGAUGGGGUCUGUUAUGAUUGGUUAUAUUAUGGAUUUUAGUUUUAAGAGUAGGAGGAUGAGGGGUUUGGUUGGUAUUUCUGUUGUGGGAGUUCUUGGGACAGCUAUUUGGGGUGGAGGGCUUGCCAAGCAGCUUGGAUAUUCUCGCGAAGAUAAGCCUGAGAAACUUGAUUAUAAGGAUUCUGGUUCGGAUUUUGCUGGACCGUUUGUUUUGUAUUUUAGUUAUGGAUUAUUGGAUGCGAUGUUCCAGAGCAUGGUUUAUUGGGUUAUUGGAGCUUUAGCUGAUGAUUCUGCUAUACUCAGCAGAUAUAUUGGAUUUUACAAGGGAGUGCAGAGUGCAGGAGCAGCUGUUGCUUGGCAAAUUGAUACGCAUAAGGUGUCAUUUAUGUCUCAAUUGGCUGUGAAUUGGGGACUCUGCACCAUAAGUUAUCCGUUAUUGGUGAUUUUAGUCGUAUUGGCUGUGAAAGAUGAAGGCAAAGUUGAAGAGGGAACUGACAACGAGGUUGCACUUUCAGAGAUUAUACCAGAUUCUACACAGAAUGCAAAAGGUGGGCUGAGCAAGUCGACUUAAUCUCGAGUAUCAUCUUUAUUCAAAGAUUCUAGUGUUAAUUAACCGCCUUUAAGUGCAUGUAACUAUGAAACUUAUAGUUUCAAUAAAAGUAUGAAAUUAUAAAUGUAUUGUUUCACAAGUAGUAUUAAGUAUAUAGAUUAAGAUGUAUAAAGCCUUUUUGUUGUGUAUAA
Daucus carota subsp. sativus is the source of this 1746-nucleotide messenger RNA. RefSeq names its product UNC93-like protein 1. The record is from RefSeq and is a predicted model, not a curated record. NCBI's taxonomy places the organism in Eukaryota, Viridiplantae, Streptophyta, Magnoliopsida, Apiales, Apiaceae. The transcript is spliced from 2 exons. Bases 164 to 1576 code for a protein of 470 amino acids.